AUGCCUUCCCUCUCCCGGUAUCUGCAGGGAAGUUUCCCUUGUUGCCAGGACACCAAUAAACGCUAAUCUGCAGAGGCCACUUGUUCAAUGUUUAUGUCCCUGUUGUUCUAUCUCCUGGUAACUCACAUUACAAAGCAAUGUAACACUGGUCCCUUGGACAGCACAGGGUUACGUUUAAAGGGCAGGAGUAUGAAUGUGCAGCAGCAAUACUUUAAUGUACACAUUAACUAAGAUAUCUAUCUAUAUUAUUAUUAUUAUUAUUAUUGGUUAAUUAUUUAUAUAGCGCCAGCUUAUUCCGUAGCGCUUUACAAUAAGAGGGGAAUUUACCAAAUGAGACAAUAACAAAGUGUAACAGCAACAAUAGGUAGCUGAGGACCCUGCUCAGACGAGCUUACAAUCUAGAGGAGGUGGGGUAUAAAAACACAAUAGGAAGGGUAUUGAGGAAGACAGCAAAUAGACAUGGUGGGAAAGUAGCAGAACUGGAGGUGAGAGUGGAGUGUGGCCCUCUAGGAGAGAGCAAGAGGAAGGUUUGAGAGAUAGAAGUUACUCUUGGAGGCCAUAAGCAUUCCUUAAAAGAUGGGUUUUGAGGGACUUCUUAAAAGAUUGAAGACUAGGGGAGAGUCUGACAGGGGUAGGCAGGCUGUUCCAAAGGAGAAGUCUUGCAGGCGUGUAUUUGCAGUAAGGGUGCGAGCAGCAGACAGGAGAAGGUCACCAGUAGAGUGGAGAGGCCAAGAGGGGGCAUACCUAUGAAUCAGUGAAAAAAUGUAAGAGGGGCUAGAGUUGGUUAGAGCCUUAUAGGUAAGGGUUAGUAUUUUAAAUUGACACCAGUAGGGUACAGGAAGCCAGUGUAAGGAUCGACAGAGGGGUGAGGUGUGGGAGGAGCGACAGGAGAGAAAGAUCAGCCUGGCAGCAGCAUUCACCACAGAUUAGGGGGGCAAUACAGCUUGUGGAGAAACCAAUUAGGAGAGAAUUACAGUAAUCGAUGCAAGAGAUUACUAGAGCGUGAACAAGCUGCUUGGCAGCAUCUUGUGUAAGAAAGGGGCGUAUGUGGGCAAUAUUUUUAAGUUGGAAUCGACAGGUUUUAGCAACAGACUGGACAUGAGGCGCAAAGGUGAGGCCAGGAUCAAAAGUGACACCAAGACAGCGAGCUUGAAAGGAUGGGGUAAGGCAGGUACUGUCAACCUGCAGGGAGUGUGAAGGAGGAGGAUCAGUGUUAUGAGGAGUUAAAAUAGGAAACUCUGUUUUAGAGAGAUUGAGUUACAGAAAGCAGGAGGACAUCCAGUCAGACAUAGAAGAAAGGCAAUUGGUAACACGUUGUAGGACAGCAGGGAAGAGGUCAGGGGAGGAGAGAUAAAUCUGGGUGUCAUCAGCGUACAGGUGGUAGUGGAAUCCAAAUGAAUUAAUGAGUUUGCCAAUAAAGGCAGUAUAGAGAGAGAACAGAAGGGGACCAAGAACUGAACCUUGAGGGACUCAGACUGAGACAGGACGAGGAGAGGAGGUGGCAUUGGAAAAAGAGACACUGAAGGAGCGUUGGGAGAGAUAGGAGGAAAACCACGAGAGGGCCUUGUCACAGAGACCAAGAGAUUGAAGAGUUAGGAGAAGAAGGCCAUGAUUAACAGUGUCAAAGGCAGCAGAGAGGCCAAGAAGAAUUAGUAUGGAGUAGUGGCCUUUGGAUUUGGCUGCGAUUAGGUAAUUUGUAACUUUAAUAAGAGCAGUCUCAGUAGAGUGGAAGGGGGCGAAAGCCAGAUUGAAGAGGAUCGAGGAGGGACUUGGAAUUUAGGAAUGUAUUUUUUUAUUUUUUUUUGCUUUGUUUUGGUUUUUUUUUCUCAAUACACAUUUGAAUUUAGAUCCAGUUCCAAAUUACAGCUGACACCAGGGAAAAUGCAGCAAUUGUAAGUUGGCCAGACCCACCAUGUGUUGCUAGCUAUAUCUCCCUUCUAUAUUCUGUAAGGCAAUACAUGAAAAGGGCUGCCCUGCGGAACACGUUGAAUUGUUGCAGGAAGAAAACAAAAUAAUUAAUCGAUAAACCCAGGGGUGCAGUGUCAAUUAGUUAGUUGAUAUUCCUCCUGCAGGAUAGAAAUGCUUUAUAUAGGGCAACACUUUUCAUGUGCUUCCCAUCAACAUUAAGAUGUAGAAACAGACCUGGCAACGCAAUGUCCACAAACAGCUAUGUUGACGAUUUUACUCGUCAGUGUUUUAGAAAUGUGAUGGAUGUAGUAAAUAUGGACUGGCACAUAGCUAUCACUGAUCUGCACUAGUCACAUAAUCAUAUUAUUAACCAUACGGUGACCUAAGGAGAGAGCCCUGUAAUCAGCCAUAAUCGCCUCUAUACGAAUAGUGAAGAGGGGCCCCUGGUUUCUGCUACACUACAGUCACCAUAACAACGACAGCUAAAUGUGUCUAUAGCCUGUCCCUGCAGGCUUUCUAAUGGAAAUACUGCCUUUUCAGAAAAAAAGGGCAGUGUUUACAUUGCUGCCUAGUAACACCUCUAGGUGUAGACACUCAGAUGGCUGCUAGAGGUGCUUCCUAGGUCAGUGCUGCACAGCGCGCAGCAUUGACGUUCAGAGCUUGGAGACGUUAAACUUUCCCCAUAUAGAUGAAUUGACUCAAUGUACCUCUAUACAGAGAUGAUGAUUGGCCAGGGCGGUGUUUAGCCGCACAGGCGCAAUAGCCUCCCAAUGCUUUCAAAUAUGAUUAUCUUAGCCAAAGCAGCAGAGCGGGUCGGAGCCAGCUGCGACAUGACAGGCACGACGUUGGAAAUAAGGUGAGCAAAAUAACUUUUUAACAGGAGGCAAGGUGGGCCAGAGAGCUAACAUGUUUUUUAAAAACUAUAGUGUCAGAAAUACGUAUGUAUUCCUGACACUAUACUGUUCCUUUAAAUGCACACUCUGAAAACCUCUUUUUUAAUUUUACAAAAAGUGCAGAUUUAAGUAGAAAGUUUGACUUAUUAUUAUUGGCAUUUAUAUAGUGUCAACAAAUUCGGCACUGCUUUACACUUUUAUAAAUUAACCUUGGUACAUCCCCUGGCUGUCAAUCAGACAGCUGCUCCUGUUACUUAGGCAGCAAUUGCCCAGAGCACCUGCCUUGCAAAGAGUUCUCAUUGAGCUGCAAUGGGAAGUCUGUGAUUGGACAGCCACAGUAAGUCUGGGCGGGGUUAGAAGGGGAGGGGCUUGUAAAGGUUUCAAACAAGAGAUCUACAACUUUUACAAGCUGUUUUUAGAUAUAACUCCAAUGGAAAAAAAUGUAUCAUUAAAUGUAUGCAUGUAUAUAAAAUAAAUAGUGAUUUUUUAAAUGUAUUUACAUGUAUAUUUAUUUUGUAUUUGUGCAGUAGAAUGUCUCUGCAAUGCUUCCCUGUCUAAAGUGUCUUCCUAGAGCCCAUGGCGUAGUCAGGAGCCCAGUGUGUCCAGCUGCAGCAUACACAGACACACACUCUGCAGCUGAAACAUAGAAACAUAGAAUGUGACGGCAGAUAAGAACCAUUCAGCCCAUCUAGUCUGCCCAAUUUUCUAAAUACUUUCAUUAGUCCCUAGCCUUAUCUUAUAGCUAGGAUAGCCUUAUGCCUAUCCCACACAUGCUUAAACUCACAGUGUUAACCUCUACCACUUCAGCUGGAAGGCUAUUCCAUGCAUCCACUACCCUCUCAGUAAAGUAAUACUUCUGGAUAUUAUUUUUAAACCUUUGUCCCUCUAAUUUAAUGGUUGUAAAGAAUUGGCUUGUGUGUUUCUAUGGCAAUGGCAGUACCUGGCCUGCGUACAUACUACAUACAGCAGGCUGCCUGCCAGCAUGGCAGCACUUGGAGCGAUUUGGGGAAAGCAGAGAGGCGGCAACCUGCACUAACUGCCAGUGAGAUACAAGGCACCAUUCUUCCACCCCAUACUAACGGAACGGGGGUCCAAACUGGCAUCCUGCCAAGUGCCCCAUGGUAUCUCCAUCCGUCUUUGAUAAAACAUGGCACAGCACCACCCGUGUUGAAGCAUGGAGCUUCGUUAUGGUUUUCCAGUUACCAAGGAGGGAACAAAUUGAUUAAACCGCGGCCUGAGAAUCUGUGUCCGCACCUCAAAAAUGCAGUAAAUCUUCAAAUUCAGAGGGUGAAGUACCCCAGUUAUCAUAACAUGUUAUGCUAUUUGAAUUGUUACAGAACUACAACUUCCAUGAUGCUUUGCCAGCCACUUUAAAACAGAUAGAGGGCACCUUCACUUUUCACCUCUACCGGAGGAUGUUCAGAGUAGUCUCUAUGGUUUUCCUGUUUCACUCCCUGCACAGAGCAUGGAAUAAAGCAGGGACGACCAUAGAGACUAACUGUCGGUUUUCAAACACUGUCUGACCCAAGGUGUAUGUUCACUGAUCAGUCACAACAUUAACCCCUAAAGACCGCAGCCAAAUGUACACGUUGUGAUCAAAACAAAACGUAAACAAAACCUGGCAUUUGCGCUAUAUCUCUGUCCAACCAUAAUUCACCUCUUUCAUAUUAAAUGCACCCACACUUAUUAUAUAUCAUUUUAUUCAGGGGAAACAGGGCUUUCAUUUAACAUCAAAUUUAGGUAUGGAACAUAAUUUAAUAUGAAUAAAAUAUAUAAAAAUAGGCGAAAAUAAGAUUUUUAAAAAUUUUCUUAGUUCUACGUGACAUUUUAACUGUGAAUGUCAAAAUACUGUUUGCUUUUACUGCAAUAAAAUACACAUAUUUGUAUUCAGCGGUGUCUCACGUGUAAAACAGCACUCCCUAUGUACAGGGUUUAUGGGGUUUUGGGAAGUUACAGGGUCAAAUAUAGCAUGUUACAUUUUUUAUUUUUUUCACAUUGAAAUUCGCCAGAUUGGUUACGUUGCCUUUGAGACCAUAUGGUAGCCCAGGAAUAAGAAUUACCCCCAUGAUGGCAUACCAUUUGCAAAAGUAGACAACCCAGGGUAUUGCAAAUGGGGUAUGUUCAGCCUUUUUUAGAAGCCACUUAGUCACAAACACUGGCCAAAGUUAGUGUUAAUAUUUGAAAAUGCAAAAAACUAAUUUGAACGCCAAUUUUGGUCAGUAUUUAACAAUAUGGCCGGUGUAUAUCGCAGAAGGAUCUUGUUGUAUAUUAAAGGUAGGAAUGAGUUUCCCAUAAUUUGUUUUUACAUAUACUUCAUUUUAAAAAAUUAAAUCUAAUUUCUUUUAUUACUAGCAAAGGAUUAUUAUAUUACAUUUUUUUUUUGAGGUGACAGUUGUCCUUUAAUUACUAUAUCUUUCCAUAUUCUAGAUUGCAAGCUCUUUGAGCAGUGUCCGCCUCAUCAACCUAUGGUCCUGUAAAAUUCUGUAAUUGUCUCAUUUAUAGUUAAAAUUCUCCCUUUAUGAUAUUAUUAGGCGCUGAGGAAUAAGUUGGCGCAAUAUAAAUGCCAAUAAUAAUAAUAACAAUAAUAUUAUAAAGCUCUAAAUAACUUUAUUUGGACAAUACAGACUGCACAGACAUCCCCUAACCCUCAGAGCUUGCACUCUGCAGAGAGGAUGAACCCUGAUGACCCUGUGUCACAGUGCCAGCCAUUUCACAUGGAAAGCAAAGCCUGCCAUCCAUGAAGUCUGACUAUAUCCCUGGGAGGGGGCAUGAGCCAAGGUGCCACCCCCUGGCCACAAGGCGGAAGUGCGCGCAUUGCCCUCUGGGAGUUGUAGUUCUGGGUGAUUGGGGCGGUACUGCAGCUCCCACUGUACAGAGCGAGGAGUAAACAGGUAGAAAAGCAGAGGAGCUGGCUGGAGGUGAGUGCAGGGGCUUUAAAUAUAAUAAAUAUGAAUGAUCUGUCUAUAGAGAGAGAGAGAGAGAGAGAGAGAGAGAGAGAGAGAGCUAUAUCUGUAUUACUGACACAGAGGAUCAGACUCCCCUUCCCUACCAGCUGCAUCAUGAUGAGAUCACAGUCAGGAUUUAAAUAGAUCCCUGUGUGGUGAUACUUUGUAUCAGUGUGUUGUUCCUUCACUGGAUUUGCAUUAAAUUGCAUUAUACUGACUCCUGCAAUCCCCCUCCCAGAGCUGCUGCAUGGCUCACAUUGGGAUAUUUACGUCCUAGCUAAUUCUGCAUUGUGGGUUUCCCUGUACAAGGCUGUCAGACCAGCUGGUGACUGGCCAGGUUUCAUUUGGUGAGAUAUUUAUAUUAUUUAUUUUUAUGUAUUUAUAAAUCUGGCUGCUCUCCUUCACCUUUACAACCCCCCAAAGUGUCCCCCAUUACCUGUGUUUACCUGCACUUCUAAAAGCAGUGAUGGCAGAUCUUGGCUCCCAAGUUGUUGCUGGUCACUGAUGCUUAGUUUAGAUAAUAUAAGUAAAUAAUGAAGCACAUUAAUUGUUUUGUGGGUUGUAGUUUAUUUUACUAAGCAGUGAAUUACAAAACACAUUUGUGCUAUUUCACCAAAGAGAGCGAAGUUUUAAAAUUUGUCCUAAAUGUUCUGUAUUCAGUUCAUUAUAAUUUGCUGUUUACUGAAUAAAUCUCUUAUUAUGGUCACUAUGCUGGCUACCAAAGCAAUGUACCCCUGGGUGUUUCUGUCUUGGGGUGUGUGAGUCACAGGUGGGGCUAUCUGGUGCCAUUUAUACCAUAAAACUGUUCAUCUAUACAUUGUUAACCAAAUGGUGGCAAAUCACAGCCCAUGAGUUUUCUGGAGAGCCACUAGAGGCGCAUCUGCAACACUGGAGGCACAUUUCGCCUCCAUCGCGCAGAGCGUCCAUAGGAAAGUAUUGAGAAAUGCUUUCCUAUGGACACUUUGAAUGCACGCACGGCACUUGCUGCGCAUGCGCAUUCGGCUUCACUGACGUUGGCUGGGGAGGAGAGGUCACCAGCACCGAGGGGGAGCCCGGCGCUGGAUUAAAGUAAGUAACUGAAGGGGUUUUAUCCCCUUCAGCGCCACGAGAGGGGGACCCGGAGGGUGGGGGCAGUCUCAGGGCACUAUAGUGUCAGGAAAACUGCUUUGUUUUCCUGACACUAUAGUGAUCCUUUUAAUAUAGCAGUUUUGGUAUACAGAUCAUGCCCCUCAGGUUUCACUGCUUAAUUCUUGGCCAUUUAGGAGUUCAAUCACUUUGUUUCUGUUUAUGCAGCCCUUGUCACACCUCCUCUGGCUCUGACACAGCCUGCACGAAAAAAAAAAAAAACUGGUUUCACUUUCAAUCAAAUGUAUCUUAAACAAUUUUAUCUCUUGCUUUAAAUUGAACUUUAAUCACGUACAGGAGAAUCUUGCAGGGUCUAGCAAGCUACUAGCAUAGCAGGGGACAGGAAAAUCUAAAUGAAACAGAACUUGCAAUAAAGGAAGGAUAAACUUUAGAUGACUCUUUACAGGAAGUGUUUAGGGAGGCUGUGCAAGUCACAUGCACGGAGGUGUGACUAGAGUUCAUAAACAAAGUGAUUUAACUUCUAAAUGGCCAAUAAUUGAGCAGUGAGACUGCAGGGGCAUGAUGUAUACACCAAAACCCCUUAAUUAAACUAAAGUUGUUUUGGUGACUAUAGUGUCCCUUUAAUUAGGCUCUUCCCAUUGCUGGAAGAAUGGAAUAAAUCUUUCCUAUUGAAACUAUUUAUUUUAAAAUAAUAAUUCUAAAUAAGCAUAUCAAUAACUCUGUUUUUUUGUGUUUUUUUAAAUCUUACUCUAAGUCGUAUUCACUAAACUCUGAAUUUUUCAAAUUAAAUCAAUAUGAAUAUAAAAAUGAGGCCAAAAUAACUGAUCUAGAAAGAAUUCUCCAGCUCUGCCAUAGUCACAACAGUUUUUCAUUUAUAUUUCAUGAAAAAUCCGAAUUGAGUGAAUAACACUGGGUGAUAUGAACUGCUGAAAUGAAAUUUUCUUUUGCGCGCUUGCCACCAUAAAACAGGUAUAGGGUUCCAGUAUAAAAAGGCAUAGUUCUAAAAGUGGAGAAAUAGUGAAUAUUCCAUUGGUUUCUAUGGCAUCUGCUCCACUUUCAGUACUUUAGCCUGAAAUUCCUCCUUAAACAUAGCCCACAAGGAUCAGUGCUUGUAUCAUUGGAUGAAUUGGGUAAAUACACAGCAAUAUGGAUCCACACCUUGUCGUCUGGGAUAUCGCAGUGAAGUGAAAACUUCCUGGGCUAUUCUUCUGUCUUUACUGUAUCAUUUAGGCUUCUUUUGCACUUGUAAUGGUCAUCGAUUGAACACCAUUUUUUUUUUUUUGCUGUACAAACAAUUUAUAAAUAUUUUCAUCACUUUUUACCUGAGAAAAGUCUUUGCUUUUUCCUCUACUCUAAAGUCGGCAGCCGCCUCUGUGAAAAAUUAUGGAAUUUACGUAGAGAAAAGCCAACACUAUUUAGAUGGUUUUUAGAACAAUUUAAUAUAUUUUAUAAAAACAGAUUAGAGACCCAGAAACAAAGACUCUAUUCAGAACUCGGAUAAUUUUGUGUGGGAUCUCGUUAUACAAUUAACCUGCUUCCAGUAGGCUGGCUGUGCAAUCAGUUGAGUGAUUGAUGCAUUGUUUCUGGAAGAACAAUUGAUGCAGAUAAUGAUUAUUACUCAAUAAGCUGAUACUAACAAACUAUAGGACUCUUCCUCUCAUAAGGUUGUUUUGGCUUACUUGUCUUAUCAAAACAACCCUCAGGGUGUUGAACUCAAUUGUGGAUUUUGGUGAAUUGCAAACUAAACUUUGGGGCUAUAGGCCAAAAUAGCUGGAGAUUAGCUGUAGAACAUGUCCAACUCAUCUACUUUGCUGACAUUUCGCCAUAAAUGAGACCAUGGCUGAAUCCAAAAGCCGUCACUUGUGAUGGCUGUUAGAAUUGGACCAAAGUUGGCGUCUGAGCUCCAUCUUGUCAACCUAAGGCUUGUCCAUAAGACCAAGUAAGUCCCUAUUUCCAUCAGGUCAAUGUACAGAGACAUGUCUGGGCACACGAUAUACAUCGUCCUUCGCAGAUUUUUUUUAAAUCAAGAACUGGAGUAGGCAUACUCUAAUCUUUUAUAAAGUCUGUUAUGGACUUUUCUUUGCACAGACAAAAUUCCAGUAUGUCUUGAUCAUUGCAAGGAAUGAACCUGCUGGGGCCAAUCAGACUAGCUGUAUCCUGAUAUUUGUAAACCUAAUGCAUCAAAACAGGAAAGAUACAGAGAGGUAUGUGUCCUGUAUUCACCAAUUGUUGCCAUAACAAAGAGUUAUUUCAUGCACAGCUCCCCCCCUCCACCAUCACUGGAAAAAUACAGACUGCUUAACCCUGUAACACAAGUACGGCAGUAUACUACUUCACACAGCGGUAUGUCUACUCAAUAUUUGUCUCUUUUUAUUUUUUUUGCAGAAUACAAAUGUAAAAUCUGCAUUAACCCUUUAAGGACACAUGAUAUGUGUAACAUGUCAUGAUUCCCUUUUAUUCCAGAAGUUUGGUCCUUAAGGGGUUAAAGGAAACAAAAUAGGCAUGAUUGAAGGGAGCCUUUUAGUGACACUGUCUCUUUAAAAGGGAGUGAUCACUAAACAAAAUAAAUAGAUUUCUCCUAUAGGAGCAGGGAUCUAAAACCGAGCAGCCUUUACAAGCCGAUCUGCUACCCUGUCUUUCAGAUAUAAAGCUGUGGGAACACUUUUUUGUACAAGUCUUGUGAGUGGCAUCUCAUUUUGGUUCUAUUUUAUUGGUUGGAGUGGGUUCAUUAAUCACUGGACGCAAGAAACUGAUGAUUUUCUGUAGUUUACCUGGGUGAUCGUAAUAAGGGGCUUUUCAUUCAAUUGUGAGUGUCAGAGAAUUGGUGAUCAGCUUUCAAAUUUCACAAAACUUACCUGUUAGUUAAAGGGACACUAUAGUCACAGGAACAACUACAGCUUAUUGAAUUUGUUCUGGUGAGUAGAAUCAUUGCCUUCAGACCUUUUGCUGUAAGCACUGUCUGUCAGAGAAAAUGCAGUGUUUACAUUACAGCCUAGAGAUACCUCCACUGGCCACUCAUAGAGAUAAUUGAUUCAUUGUAUCUCUAUGAGGAGAUGCUGAUUGGCCAGGGCUGUGUUUGACUUGUGCCGGCUCUGCCCCUGAUCUGACUUCUUGACAUUCUCAGCCAAUCCUAUGAGAAAGCAUUGUGAUUGGCUCAGAUAAUUUCUUGGGUUCUGCUGUGUGUCGAGCAGUGGUGUGUGAAGUAGCAUAUAGAGUCCCAUUCCGCAUCUGUGAGUGAUCUAUCCAGGGCUGUUUCCCACUUUCCCAUGAAUAGGGGUUUCGCUGUGGGGGUCUCUGCUUGGAGUGUGGAGUACAGUGUACAGACUCCGUGUGGGAUUGGAUCUGGGUGUUGUCAAAGCUUUUCGAAUGUGGUAUGCUCCCUGUUGAGCGCUGGUUCCGGUGGCAGGGUGAGGAUAUAUUUGAUCAGUUGUGCGUAUUUAAAGUGGUGCAUAAAGGUCGGUGGUGUCUCUCCCAUCAGGUCUGUCAAUGUUCUGCAUUUCUGCCCCCUUACAAUGUGAUGUAGACUUGGUGAGGGGGUUGGGAGGAUGUCUCUAAAUGCUUUUGGGUCCAGCCCUGGUUGGAAGUCGUCGUUAUGGGUCAGUGGCAGGAGCGGGGAAGGGUACGGUGCUAAGUUCCCUGCUUUCGCAGCCUUCCACCAUAUACCUAGAGUGUGUUUCGUAUAUACAGACAUGGCUCCCUUGCCCUUGGGGUCUCUGUCCCAGGGCAGUUCGGAGAUUGGUCUACCCGCCCAGAUAAUAAUUUCUGAAAUCAGCCUAACGGGUAGAUCAGAGGCCGAGGCAGUAGCUGCAGACUUGAAUACAAGUAAGAUUUUACUGUAUUUAGGGUGGCAUAGGGGCAUUGUGGGGAGCUAGAUGGUGGUUUUAACACUAUAGGGUCAGGAAUACAUGUUUGUGUUCCUGACCCUGUAUUGUUCCUUUAACAUUUUUGGCCUUAAUAUUCAAGGCCUGUUCUCAUCUCGCUACAAUCCCAGUUUAGCAGAGAAAUCCUUUUUUUCUUUCUUUUAUUUUCUUGACGGGUGAACAAAGGUUGUGGUUUUAGGGAAAAUGUGAUCGGCAAUUAGAGUAUUGUCAGAGUGAAAGCAUUUGAAUUUUAGCAUCUACAUUGGUUUGGAAUCUAUUACUUUUUAAUAAGCCUGGUGAGAAAAUUGCGCAUUAAUCACAUUUGAAGAGAGAAAAGAAGCCGGAGUUUCUGAGUAGAAAUACGUAUUGUCCACAGAUGUAAAGUGCAGAAUUUAAAUGUACAAACGCUUUGAUAAUUUAGGAGGAUGUGGUUUCAGUCAUGCCAUGGGGCUCAUUCACUAAACAGCAAAUCGUAGGAAAUUGAAAACCAAACACAAGCUUUAGGUGAAAAUAGCCGAUGUGCUCUUUAGUCAUAGGUGUAUAUUUCAGCCUGAUUUUUACAAAAAAAAAUUUCUUGCAAUUUGCUGUUUUGUGAUUAAGCACCGUAAUGUCACUUUUAUACUUGUUUUAUAAACCUUUGUGUUUUUAAUGUUAAUCCACAAUGCCUGCCCCAACGUACAGUCAUCGGUUCCCUAGACCAUUUCUGGACUCAGUGACCUUUGUGACCUAGAACUUUUUAAAUAAACAAUCCAGGCACCAUAACCACUUCUGGAGAGCCAAUAGCACUGCAAGGCUUAGCUCAGGAGAGCAGAAAGAUAUUUGUGGUUAUGAACGUCCGGCUAUCUGGAAUAUUGUUUCAUUUUUCCUUGUCUCUGUAUGCUCUCUCUGUGCUGAUUGCCGGGUGCGAAGGACAGAGCUUAUAACAAUGGCUGACAGGGAGCUAAGAUGGAGGGGUCCUGUUGCAGGGUAAAGAUGCGUAGAUUUCUACGUUUAUGAUUAUUAUUCACACAUCACACGUACAUAUUUAUAAAAUAUAGGGGUAAACAUAAUAUUAAACAUCAUGGAAAGUGACCCUUCCCCUUUAAGCACUUGGAUGUAAAUAUUGGGCAAGCGGUGGCUGGCUGUGUGGGUGGCCUUGUUGCUUUCUGUAAUGCAAUCUCUGUCUCUAUGAACAAGUUGAGCUCUUCCACUUAUCUUUGUUGAUUCUGUUUAUAAGGAGAUAGAGAGGGGGUAAAAUUUAAAGGGAAAGAACCAUGAAUGUGUAAAAUCAUUGUACCUGUCUGGACGCAUGCAAUAAAUUAGUAUUUUCCUUGCAUGAUGUUCCAGUGUCCUGGGUGUCAGUCGAUUUAUUAAUUCCACAUUCCUGCAUUCGGUCACAAGGUGCCAAGUUGCAGACCACUUAAAUACGGCUGGACUACAACCCCUAUCUCACUUUGCCGUUGUGUGUCUGUCUGUCUGGGUUGAUAAACACUCCUAUUUUGGGGAUGUUUUUGCCCUCAGGUUACACGGCAUGUCCCUUUAAAUGAAGAGUGGUACAAAAGUGAUAAAUCAAUCAGUUUAGCAGCCCAGAAUAUCAGACACUAACUUAAUGGGACAUUCUAAGUACCAUAACCACUUAUUGUAGUAUAUGUGGUCAAACAAAUCCGUUCUGAUUUAAGUUUGGCUAUUGUGGCGUAAAAUUUUUAAUUUAAAUUCUAUGUUGUGGGGGAAAAAACAGUUAAUAUACAAUCAAAGCAAAUCUGUAACGUCUGCUGAUGGUUAUUUGUGUAUGUUAUCUAUGUGACCAAAAUAUAACCAUGGUAAUGAGGGCAAAUGGUCUGAAAUGCAACAAAACCAGCGUUAUUAACGGCAUUUUCUGAUCAAACGUUACGCUUUUGUCCUGUACACACGGGGUUGCAGACGUGUCUCUCAUCGCUCCGACAAAACCAAAUACUGGUGUUUAUUGAAUAAACUGGGAAUUAACAAAGGGGUUGGGAACUUGUUCAUUGUGCGAUUUCUCUAUAAUUUAUUUUACCCUAAAAUAAAGAAAUGAUGAAGUACUUCCUGUUUAUGGAAUGAAGCCCACAUUACGCCCAUUUUUUUCCAAUACGAUCCUUAUACCGGUUUAGGGCCGGUCGUGGAAGAAGUAUCCCUAUAGACUGAGAUAACAAGAAGACCCAGGUUGUUUAUAAGCCAGGCAGAGCAGUAAGAUAAGAUUUAAAUUGGUUUUCAUCACACAAUGAAAUAGAUAAGAACUCUUUGCACAGUCUGUUUGUAAUGCUUGCUGUGUUAACUGCUCUCUGUAACAUGGUGUUCAGGCUAUCUCCUUGCAGAAUAUAUAUAAUAUAUAUGUCAGGGCUGGAAGGCACAGAUGCCUCCAUGGUAGCGUUUGUUGUGAUUUUGCGGAAGCCGUUGCUAUGUGCGCAGUGUUAAUUAAGUGUUCAUUCGUGUGGCAGCGCUCAUCCUGUGACUAAUGCUUUCUUGCAGAUAUUUAUACAGAGCCAUGGCAAGCGACCCACCACCUCCCUACCCUGGAGGACCCACGGCCCCCCUGUUAGAGGAGAAACAUGGAACAUCUGGCGUGGAAGGUGGUAUGUUUGGAGAGUUUAAGGAUCUAGCAUUGUGCCAUUAACCCUUUACUGGCUGAGCCAGUCUGCAGAACAUUACAUCAUUGGGGAAUUUUAGGCCACAAUAGCCAUCAAACUGUUAUCCCCUUCCUGGCUGCAGAGCAUUACAUCCUGCUUUACACCUGACUAGAGAGAUUGGCACGCAGUUAAAGGGACAUUCAUAAUGCUGGGCUUUCUAUGUAGUGCUGAGCAAAUCCCUACAGAGCAGUAUAUCAUGGACUUAACAAAAGGCCCAUCAUAUACUGGGAAUUAUAGUUAAUAUGUUUGCUUUCUACUGUAGAACUGAGUGCCUAACGUGUGUGGGAGCCUGGAGUGUCCCUUUAAUAAUAUAAACCCACCCAGUAUAACUAACUGUAACCUAACCUACACAGUGCAUCUAACGUGUGUGGGAGCCUGGAGUGUCCCUUUAAUAAUAUAAACCCACCCAGUAUAACUAACUGUAACCUAACCUACACAGUGCAUCUAACGUGUGUGGGAGCCUGGAGUGUCCCUUUAAUAAUAUAAACCCACCCAGUAUAACUAACUGUAACCUAACCUACACAGUGCAUCUAACGUGUGUGGGAGCCUGGAGUGUCCCUUUAAUAAUAUAAACCCACCCAGUAUAACUAACUGUAACCUAGCCUACACAGUGCAUCUAAUGUGUGUGGGAGCCUGGAGUGACCCUUUAAUAGAAUUACAUUAAUAAGGUACCCAUUCCACACCCCUGGUUAUAGGUCAAAUAAUUCCCCAAUUAAUAUCCCACUAAACAUUCAUUUAGGUGAGUGUCCCUUUAAUAAUAUAAGUGAGGCCUAGUGUUACACUAUUGUUGGUUUUGUGUAAUUGUCGUGUUAUGUAUCUGGUGUGUUCUCCAUAAAUUAAAAUAAUAUAAUCCGUUUACUUCCAAAUAUUUUCUCGGAAUUAGGGUUUAAACAUAGCUUAAAUUAAAAUAAUCCAUGCUGAAUCUGUGGUAUUUGUUGAUCAGUUAUUGGGUUUGUGUUUUUAAUGGUUUUACAUUUUCUAAUCCUGUUUGUUUAUGUACGUUUUGCAGACAAUAGACAAUAUCCUGGGGUCUUUCCAGGGGGUCCAAUAUACGCACCCCCAGAUUCAGGGCCUCCUCCCUAUGAAGCCCAGCCUGGAUACAUUUCUCCAAACCCAGGUAGGUCUUUUCCCUACACCACCUACUAGCAGUUACAUUUUUUUUUUUUGUUUUGUAAAUCUUUUUUUGGUCGUGCAUGAAAAUACAUUACAUCCUGCAAUUGCAAGAAUUUGUGUAACACAUAAUGAAACCUAUAGCGUGAAGUUGUAAACAUUUAGCGAGAACAUUAUGCUUCAAUUCGAGGAAACAGCACAGUACUUUGUUAGUGGUAUAUUGGUAUCAGGCUUAAGGAUACAGUCAAGCUGAGAGGAACAUGUGAGCAGGUGCUUACAAGGUAGCGGUAUUAGUGAAUGUCAGGGUCGGACAGUAUCCAUUUUUAUAAGCAAUUAGGCUAAGUGCUUGAGUAGUCAACUUGAACUUAGUGUUGAGGGAAAGCAUGCUUAAUCGAGAAUAAACUGGUCAGGCCAAACUCCACACAUAUGCAACACAGUGAUAACAUGUGCACAAGACAUGGUGAAGCCUCUGAGUGAUAGGUGUGUGCAGAGAAAGUGUGUGGCACUCUAUUGUAAGUCAACAGUAGGUUAUUCUACAGGUGAAGCACUCUCUGUUUGCUUAAAGGAUUAAGCUGAUAAGGUAGUGGCGGAUCUGAGAGUGAGCAAGUUUAGACCACAGUGGCCAUAUUGGGUUGUAGGUGGCCUCAAGGCUAGCAUAGAAGCCUUAAUGGCUUUAUCCAUGAGCUUAACCAGGGGUGUAUUAUGGUGGUAGAGUAUUAUCGCAUUCUUAACGAAUGAAAGUAUAAUAAAAGGGCAACAGGCCUAAAUAAAUCAUCAGUCAUAGUAGAUCAUAUGCGCAGUUGGUUCUGGAUCUCAGCCUUUGGGUGUGACGUCCAUCCGUAUUCACUUGGCCUAUUCCCUGGAGUGGGUGUCCCUUAAGGCCCUGUGGUAGUCCAUACCAUGGCAGGAAUGGUGUCUCCACUUUCACCCCUUUCCUCCAGUGUCUAGAUCCAUGAGGGCCAUGGGUGAUUGCAUGUUGCCAGGGUGUGGGUCCAUGGGACCUCUGCAGCUUGUGUCUUCGGCCCAAGGCCUUGGUGGGGGCCCGUGCCUGUAAUCCACUGAUCCCAUUAGCAGAUUUGUGGGUCCAUGUGGUUACCGGGUCCCGGGCAAGCCUCUGGGGGUAUGGACAGCGAUGGGGGGGUUUACCUCCAAUUGGGCCCCGGCUUGGAUGAAGAGCAGGCAGAAAGUCAUUGGGAGCCUGCCCUCUGGCAGACGGCAUGCGGUGCCUUGCACAUGCUUGUGCUGCAUUGGGGAAGCAGGAGGCGAUAUCACCUGUGAGCUGGUAGCCAGACGUUGCCACACAGCUUCUGGCACACAGCUUAGAAUCUGGCAUUGAAAGAGUCCAGCCACUCCUGGGUCUUCUGGCUCGGUCGGGAGUGCAGUGUUGCCUAGCCGGCGGCCAUUUUGGUCUUGCCUCGCUUGCGUGCACGGUGUGCCGCAUCAAGGUAGGUUAGCCCCAGUGGGGACCGUGAUAACCCCCACCGAUCCGGGGGGGGCGGGGAGAACAGGGGGUUGCAGCAAGUGCCACCUGGUGUUGUGCCGCAGGGACAGGGUGAUCGGCCGCCUCAUCCAUCCGCCUGCCGUGCUGGGCUGCUGCGGGGUCUCCGCGGAGAAUUUUCUCAGGUAAGUUGCUCCAGUCCGCCUCUGGGCCUGUUGUGGGUGAGAUGCAGUGGAGUGCUUUGAGUUUUGGGGGCUGUCUGUCUGUGGUACAGGCUUAAUUAGUGAGUUCUUACAGGAGCUCUCACGAUGUGCAGCCAGCUGCCAUGAUGUCCAGGCCCCGCCCCCUCUUCUAGCAGUUAUAUUAAACUGCAGUGUUUUGCUGUCUAAAUAGUCUUUCCUAGUGCUACAAAUGAAUGCUUCCUAUUGGCUGAUAACCGGAGGCAACACAGCUGGGUGCAUCCUAUUGGCUGAUAACCGGAGGCAACACAGCUGGGUGCAUCCUAUUGGCUGAUAACCGGAGGCAAGGCAACUUGGGGGAAACUGGAGGCAGGACAGCUAAACAUAUUGGUUGCUUUAUUUUAUGCUAACAAAACUGAACCUUGUCAGAAGAGCUAACAGUCUAAAUUUUGUUUGACCUUUUUAAGUCCCUAACCUGUGUAAUGGAGGGAAAAUGGCUCAACUAUUUAAACCCCUGAGAGUUUUGCAUCUGAAAUAAUUCAGAGAGGAGAAGUAAAUAUGGAUGAUAUAUUUUGCAAAAUAAUUAAUUCAUGCCCUUUUCUCUACAGGAUUCUACCCUCCUCCUUCCGGGCCCUAUGCACCAAUGGGGUAUUACCCACCCACAUCUGGGCCUUACCCAGCUCAGUACCCAUCUCCUGAUUUUCAUGGCACCACCGUGAUCGUUCCCCCAGGAGCCAGUGCUUCAUCUGCUGCCACCACCACGGUGACUGUACUGCAGGGGGAGGCCUUCGGCAGCAAUCCCGUGCAGACCAUGUGCCCGCACUGCCAACAGCCAAUUGCUACCAAAAUCUCUCAUGAGAUCGGACUCAUGAACGUCUUGCUGUGCUGUUUCUGCUGCUUUGUUGGGUAUGUGAUACGAAUGGGGAGCCUGGUUGUACAUUGUUUUUAGGAAACUUAGAGUCACCAGUUUUCAUUGAUGGGACAAAUAGCCCAGUAGAGGGUCCUGAGAGGUACCUCUGCCUGAUCCCCCUGUCCAAAAGCAUAAAAAACUAAAGGGUUUUAUUAAUUAACCUGAGAAUUAGAAAGUCAAUUGCAAAAAUUUAGAAUUCUACAGAUCUAAAAUAGAGAAUAUAUAGGACAUUAUAUGCACACCAGUGUAUUUUAUAAACCAUUACACUCACAAGUGAUACAUUGAAGAUCUAUCGGAAAAUAUUAAGUAUAUGUUGUCUUCUCUCUCUCAGGUCACAAAUUAAGAUGGAAACAGGCGAAAAAUACAAACAUGGCGUCAUUCUUCCAAGUAAACUGAUCCUGUAAUGAAAAUUACACUUACAAGAUGUACAAAUGUUAAAGCAUUUCACCGUCACCAGCCAGGACUUUAAUCCUCCAGAGUACCCAAAGAAUUUACUCUUGAAUAGGCAGGUGAAUAGCCCAAUAAAAAUAAUUGCCCUACGCAUGUCGCCCAAACCUCUUUGAAAGGUCUCUCAGAAAAAAAUGUGGCUUCCUCCCACGUCCAUGUGGAAUGGAUGUUUGAGUUCCACGAGGAUGCAGGAAACUUAUAGGGAAAGAGUGGGCGAGUGGGGUUUAUACUGGUUUCUUCUGUGAGCUGUUUCAAGUGCCCCUGAGGAGGUCCAAGCGUUUGGAUGAAACGCGUAGGGUGAUUUUUUAUUUUUUUAUUUUUUUUUUACCUGUUUUUAUUGGGCUAUACAUCUGCCUAUCUAAGUGAGGAUUCUUCAGGUAUUCUGUUGGAUUGGAGCUUGGAGAUUGACGUCCUGGCUGAUGAUGGUGAAAUGCUUUAUCAUAUUCAAAACUUUUCAUUUUCAGAAUUACACUAUAUUUCUAUUUUUCUCCUGUUUUCAUAUAUAUUUGUGACUUGAGAGAGAAUGAAGACAUAUGAACAUAUAUUUAGCAAUGGAUGAUAUAUCCUCAAACAGAGUAUCUCUUGUGAGAGUAUAGUUUAUAAAAUACACAGGUGUGCAUGUAUUGCCCUAUAUAUUCCCUUUUUAUAUUUUUUCAACAUUUUUACUAUAUUUAAGAAGAUUAGGGUAAAUAUUUAUUUUGACCCCUUUACAAAUUCUUCCACUGGUGUUUUUUGGUUGUUUUUGGUAUAGAAUUGCAAAUACAAGGAUGAAAAUAGCUGAUUUGGACAAAUUCUCCAGCUUGGCCAUAUUGACCUUAAAUUAAGUGGCGACGUUUAGAACUAUUGUGAACCUUCCAGCCAGAACUGUCCCCAUUUACAGCAGGGUUGACCCUGAUGGCAAAUGGAACCGAGUCACUGAUGUUUGAGCUGACACUUCUAAACUAUUUCUGUAUACUUGGCCUUUUGACCAUAAGUAUUUGUUUUUGGGCAGUAGCUAGGACUGGGUCUCUACAAGUUUAACCAUAUGCAUCCUAUGUUUUGUUUUUUCGUUUUUUUCUAAACUUUAUUUUUAACUUUUUUUUUUUUUUCUUUUUUCAGAUGUGACCUGGGCUGCUGCCUCAUCCCUUGCAUGAUAAACGAUCUGAAAGAUGUCACCCACACUUGUCCAAACUGCAAGGCCUAUAUCUACACCUACAGAAGGAUGGGCUAA
Pelobates cultripes (western spadefoot toad) is the source of this 18610-nucleotide messenger RNA. The record is from the annotation of a GenBank genome assembly. NCBI's taxonomy places the organism in Eukaryota, Metazoa, Chordata, Amphibia, Anura, Pelobatidae.